AUGUCCGGUCAAGACAUUCUUCCAAAUAAAUAUAGUGAAUUGAGAAGUAUCUACAGAUACUAUAUCGAUUGCUACAUUGCAUUGUAUCAGUUAAACACGAAAAACGAAAAAGAAUUAAACACGAUUUACACAAUGAUCAAAUCAGAUUUAAUUGAUUCAAAUAAACGUCAUCCUUAUAAUGUUGUAAAAGAUAUUUUAAGUAUUAUCCCGUUUAGAAACAGCUAUACAAAGUCAUACUUGAAACUUGCGAAACAAUUAUCAGAUGAUUAUCAAAUAACAGUAGUCACAGAUAUUCCAACUAUUUCCAACUACUUGUUUUAUAAAGAAUAUGGCAUUAUUUUAAACAAGAAUACAGAAUUCAAAAAAAUUACAUCAGAGAAUUUGGAGUUUCAUACAAAAGAUACGAUUUACAGAGCAAUUAUGGAUAAUAACCUAGAAAGCUUCAUCACAUUCACUGAAAGAGAUGGAUUUGAUAAAAAGCAAACACUUAAAAGCAGUUUAUAUCCUUAUUCUAAUAAUGGAUAUUCAUUACUUGAAUUAUGUUGUUACCACGGAGCUGUUGAUUGUUUCAAGUUUUUAAGGACAAAAUUUAACACAAAAAUAACUCAAAAAUGUUUGCAAUUUUCAUUUUUAGGAGGAAAUCCAGAUAUCAUGAGUGAAUGUUUGAAAUAUCAAAAGCCAGAUAAAGAAUGCAUGGAAUAUGCAAUUAUUUCGCACAACAUUGAUUUUGUUACAUUCUUGAUGAAUGAACACAAUAUGAAGAUCGAUUUAACUUUUUGUUCCAAAUAUAAUAAUCUUGAUUCGUUUUUAGUUUAUUUCGAUCAAACUAAAAAAGUUAACAAAUGCUUUAUUAAUUCUAUAAGAUUCUUUAUUCCAUCACUUUGCAAAUAUUUCCUUUCGGAUGGUGCAAACAUCAAUGAAAAAGAUAAAGAUGGAUACACUUCUCUUCAUAUUGCGGUACUUAAUAACUAUAAAGAAAUAGUCGAACUUCUUAUUUCACAUGGUGCAAAUAUCAAUGAAACAGAUAACAUGGGUAAAACUGCUCUUCAUUAUGCAGCAGCAAAAUUUUGUGGUAAAGAAACAGCCGAACUUCUUAUUUCACAUGGUGCAAAUAUCAAUGAAAAAGAUAAUGAUGGAUACACUGCUCUUCAUAUUGCGACGCAUUAUAAUCGUAAAGAAACAGCUGAACUUCUUCUUUCACAUGGUGCAAAUAUCAAUGAAAAAAGUCACAGCAAUAAAACUGCUCUUCAUUUCGCAGCAAAAAAAAUAAUCGUAAAGAAAUGUUUGAACUUCUUAUUUCACAUGAUGCAAAUAUCUAUGAAACAGAUAAAAAUAGAGAAACUGCUCUUCAUUAUGCAGCAAGAAAUAAUAAUAAAGAAACAGUCGAACUUCUUAUUUCACAUGGCGCAAAUAUCAAUGUAA
Molecule: messenger RNA, 1422 nt
Organism: Trichomonas vaginalis G3
Lineage: Eukaryota; Parabasalia; Trichomonadida; Trichomonadidae
Product: protein ubiquitination
Exons: 1
Coding region: 1-1422 (473 amino acids)
Molecular function (GO): protein binding
Source: RefSeq, a predicted model, not a curated record